Molecule: messenger RNA, 591 nt
Organism: Saitoella complicata NRRL Y-17804
Lineage: Eukaryota; Fungi; Ascomycota; Saitoellomycetes; Saitoellales; Saitoellaceae
Exons: 2
Coding region: 1-591 (196 amino acids)
Biological process (GO): DNA synthesis involved in DNA repair; DNA-templated DNA replication
Cellular component (GO): delta DNA polymerase complex
Molecular function (GO): DNA-directed DNA polymerase activity
Source: RefSeq, a predicted model, not a curated record
AUGCCGCCUCGUCGCUCAACUACGUCCCCAGCUCUCAAGCGCACUCCUUCCAGCACUCCCCGUCAAGGCAAAAUUAGCUUCACGAAUGGCGGCAAGGUAACGAAACCUGCUGCUAAUACCUCUAAACCCAAGAAACGUGCAGCGACUAUUGGCUCUACGAAAACCACCGCUAUCGACGUUGAGGGUGAGGAUGCACCGAGUCAGACUGCUACGCCUCCGCCGUCGAGUCCGGUUCGGGAGGUGGAAAAGAAGUUGAAAGCCGUGAAAGGAAAGAAGAAGGAAGGCGGUGAAGAGGAGACGCGUUUAAACCCGAAAGACCGGGUGUAUGCGCAACUUGCCAACGAAAUCGACGCCCAAAGAAUACACCCACAAAUUCACGCCCAACACCUGACUUCUAUUGACAAAAUCCUCCGCAACUUCGACCUCACGUACAAAUACGGGCCCUGUGUCGGAAUCACGCGUUUACAGAGGUUUGAGAGGGCGGAGAAGAUGGGGUUGGAGCCGCCGAGUGAGGUUGGGAGGAUAUUGAGAAGUGUGGAGGGGAGGGGGGAGGAAGGGUUGAGGGAGGGGGUUUGGCAUAAGAAUCCGUAG